UUCAGGAAUGAGGAGAGUGUGCCAAGCAGGCUAAGAUAAAAGAACGAUUACAGCGUACCACACCAGAGAAUACAGAGAGGAUAGACAUUGCUAAUAGAUGCUGACCAUCACCCAAGGAACAACUGCACAACUGUGGGAAGACAUCCAGUCCCUUCGUAGCAUUGUUCAACACAGAGAAGGUUGGACAGUGAAACCAUCGCCUGGAAAUCAGUCAGGUCAGGGGAGCUCUGACAUAUCAUCAGAUCUGAAACUGGUCAGUGACGUGGAGCCUUCCAUCAGAACUAACCUAUCUGAAGGUUCGGCUGUGGGUGAUCGGUCAGGGUGAGGCUGAGAAGAAGUGUGAGUGGCUCCAAGUGUGGUGAGAGCUUCAGUCAUUCAAUGUGUCUCAUGAACCACUGACUCAUUCUGACAGGGAAGAGGCUGUUCAAGUGUGAGAUAUGUGAGGACAGCUCAUUAGGCUGAUACACAGCUUUCCUCUGAUGUACAAACGAUUGACAGAAGAACAGCGGCAUGGAAGAGAAACUAUUCCAGUGUGGGUUAUGUGACCAAACAUUCACACAGUUCACGACUCUUGUGCAACACCGAGGCAUUCACACUGAGGAGAAACCUUUCAAGUGUGAGGUUUGCCACAAAGCAUUCUCGUGUUCAUCUCACUUUCGCAUACAUCAGCGUAUUCAUACGGGGGAGAAGCCAUUUGUUUGCAAGGUUUGUGAGAAAUCAUUCUCACAGUCAUCGCACCUCCAUGCACACCAGCGCAUUCACACAGGGGAGAAACCAUUUAUAUGUGAGGUGUGUGACAAAUCAUUCUCACAUUUAACAAACCUCCGCGCACAUAAGCGCAUUCACACCAGGGAGAAUCUGUUUAGGUGUGAGGUUUGUGACAAAUCCUUCACUCAGCUAUCAAACCUCCUGGUCCAUCAGACCAUCCACACAGGGGAGAAACACUUCAAGUGUGAAGUUUGUGGGAAAGCUUUCGCAACUUCGACAAAGCUCCUGAGACACCAGAGCAUUCACACAGGAGAGAGACCUUUCCGCUGUGAUGUUUGUGAGAUGGCUUUCACCCAAUCUUCUGAUCUGCUGACGCACCAAAGAGUUCACACUGGGGAGAGACCUUUCAAGUGUGAGGUGUGUAACAAAUCGUUCACACAGUCAUCGACACUUGUGCAACACCGACGUACUCACACAGGGGAGAAGCCUUUCAAGUGUGAGAAAUGUGACAAAUCAUUCUCACGCUCAUCUCACUUGCGUGUACAUCAACGCAUUCACACAGGGGAGAAACCAUUCACAUGCGAAAUGUGUAACAAAUCAUUCUCAAGGUCCUCCACUCUCCAUGAGCACCAACGCCUUCACACAGGGGAGAAACCAUUUAUGUGCCAGGUUUGUGAUAAGGGCUUUGCACAGUUAUCAGGCUUGUUAAAUCACCGACACAUUCACGCAGUGGACAGGCCGUUUACGCAUGAGCUGUGUGACCGCUCCUUCACACAGUCAUCAACGUUAAUGACACAGUGAUACUUCCACACUGGGGAAAAGCCUUUCACAUGUGAGAUGUGUGACAGAGUUUGGUAUCCUUCCUGAUACACCAGGCAAUUCACAUAGAGAAGUUUUGUUCAAGUGUAGGAUGUGGAACUUUCCCUCUUACUGUCAGUGACAUUUGUGAAACACUGUCAUAGAGUGGAGGAUAUGUUUAACAAUGAGGCUUGUAAUGAGUGUUUUGCACAAGUUUCAGGCUUGUACUAACAAACCAUUUAUACAAGGGGGAAACUACUCAAAUAUAUGAUCUGUGACAAAGAAUUUCCAACCUCAUCAAAUGUUCCUGUCCAUCAAAGGAUUCACACACCAUGACACUACAAAAUUCUCUAGAAAACUUCUAACUUCCAGAGGCACCAUGGAACUCAAUGGAACAAGGAGGUUUUUUAGGAAAUCGAACAUUCAACAGUUUUGUGAAA
This is a messenger RNA of Chiloscyllium plagiosum (whitespotted bambooshark), 1946 nucleotides long. The record is from RefSeq and is a predicted model, not a curated record. NCBI's taxonomy places the organism in Eukaryota, Metazoa, Chordata, Chondrichthyes, Orectolobiformes, Hemiscylliidae.